Molecule: messenger RNA, 1077 nt
Organism: Saimiri boliviensis boliviensis (Bolivian squirrel monkey)
Lineage: Eukaryota; Metazoa; Chordata; Mammalia; Primates; Cebidae
Source: RefSeq, a predicted model, not a curated record
ACUCCCAUCUCAAGAAAAAUAAAAAACCUGGACUUGCCAGUCCAGAAGUGAGGGUCUUUGGGAGCAAAGCGGACCCUCUGGAGAAGGAUGCUCAGCUUGUGGAUCUCUGAGGCAGUUUGGAGGUGAAAAAUGACUUCAGAUUCUCCGUUUUUUCUUCAUUCUGACCUUGGGCAAGUGACCGAACUCCUCCGAGACUUACUCUUCUCCUUGGCAACGUGGGAUUUGGAAGCUGAGGGGGCAACAUUGCAUAAGGUGGUCAGCAAAGUCCAGAACUGAAAUCCUGGGGAGCCCCAAGUGAUCUGGAGGAGCCUGGCUUGUGAAGAUCUGGAGGAAGUGCAGAGGUCCUGGGGCUCCUCCGAUGGAGCCCAGGUACCUAAGCCAACUCAAGAGAAGAUGGAAUUGAAUGCCUCAACCUCCUUAUCUGGGCCUCUGUGAUCGCCGAGGAGGGGGCUGUUGGCUGGAAAGCUGUGAGCUGCUUUGGGCCUUAUCUGGGAAUUUCCUUGGGCUUGCAGCCUUUACCCUAUCCUUGAAAUUGUUCUGGCUGGGUAGCAACAUCUAGGUGGUGUGGGUGAAAUGUGGGACUGGUUAAGGGCGGGGACAAGACCAAGAACACAAGUUUCCUUGUGCGGUGGGAGAGAGGGACGGGAGGAAAUUGGAGACCCAGGACCUGGUGUCAGUGGCGGCCCCAUGCCCAAGCUGGCUGACCGGAAGCUGUGUGCGGACCAGGAGUGCAGCCACCCGAUCUCCAUGGCUGUGGCCCUUCAGGACUACGUGGCCCCUGACUGCCGAUUCCUGAACAUUCACCAGGGUCAAGUGGUGUAUGUCUUCUCCAAGCUGAAGGGCCGUGGACGGCUCUUCUGGGGAGGCAGCGUUCAGGGAGAUUACUAUGGAGAUGCAGCCGCUCGCCUGGGCUAUUUCCCCAGUAGCAUUGUGCGAGAGGACCAGACCCUGAAACCUGCCACUGUCGAUGUGAAGACAGACAAAUGGGAUUUCUACUGCCAGUGAGCUCAGCCUACCGCUGGCCCUGCCGUUUCCCCUCCUCGGCUUUAUGCAAAUACAUCAGCCCAGUGCCAACGG